Triticum urartu is the source of this 474-nucleotide messenger RNA. The record is from RefSeq and is a predicted model, not a curated record. NCBI's taxonomy places the organism in Eukaryota, Viridiplantae, Streptophyta, Magnoliopsida, Poales, Poaceae.
AUGCAGAUCUUUGUGAAGAUCCUCACCGGCAAGACCAUCACCCUCGAGGUCGAGUCCUCGGACACCGUCGACAACGUCAAGGCUAAGAUCCAGGAUAAGGAGGGUAUCCCUCCGGACCAGCAGCAUCUCAUCUUUGCUGGCAAGCAGCUCGAGGAUGGUCGCACCCUGGCUGACUACGACAUCCAGAAGGAGUCCACCCUCCACCUGGUGCUAAGGCUCCAUGGUGGCAUGCAGAUCUUUGUGAAGACCCUCACCGGCAAGACCAUCACCUUGGGGGUUGAUGCUCUCAACACCAUUGACAACAUCAAGGCAAAGAUCCAGGACAAGGAGGGCAAACCUUGGGUGCAGCAGCGAGGAUGUGACAUGUACAUCUUUGCCACCAAGCAACUUGAGAACGAUCGCACCCUUGCUGACUGCAACAUCCAGAAAGUUUCCACCCUUUGCUUGGUCCUCUGCCUCCGACAUGGCCAGUAA